Molecule: messenger RNA, 1893 nt
Organism: Mytilus trossulus (common blue mussel)
Lineage: Eukaryota; Metazoa; Mollusca; Bivalvia; Mytilida; Mytilidae
Exons: 5
Coding region: 177-1832 (551 amino acids)
Source: RefSeq, a predicted model, not a curated record
AUUUACACCCACUUGAGAUCCUUAAAAACAUCAAAAACUACUACUCCACCUUAAAUACAUGUAGAUAUUUAUGUAUAAUGAAAGAGGUUUUCCUAUAAUAUUGGAUGUGUAUGCUGUGUGCGUUUUCUUAUGACAUUAGAUAUGUAUGAUAAGUGCUUUUCCUUAUAACAUUGGAUAUGUAUGCUGUGUGCGUUCUCUUUUUCCUAACUGCAAUUUUUAAUUUGACUGUUGGGUGUCCAGAUUGUUUUGAAAAAAUCGACACUAUAAUUCAAAAUACCUUACGAUGCAAAUCAAAACAGAUUGUUGGGGUUUCAGUUGCUGUGGUAAGAUCUGGAGAAGAUAUUUUAGUAAAAGGAUACGGCGUGAAGGAUUUAGACACGAACGAAACAGUGACGGAGGAAACUUUGUUUGGAGUAGCGUCCUUGUCAAAAGCUUUCGCAAGUACAUUACUUGUGAAACUAAUAGAGGAGAAAACAAAUAUUUUCAGAUACUCUCUAAACACAAAAGUCAGUACCAUAUUUAACAACGAAGGGAUUUUUAUCGACUUGUUAAGGUCAAAGUAUGCUACCGUCCGAGAUCUUUUAUCUCAUAGACUGGGAAUACCAGGAAACAACCGUAUACGAUUGGAUAACAACUUGACACGUGCUAAUGUUAUACAUCGAUUAAAGUAUUUGCAACCAAAAGGCUUAUUCCGAGACAGUUUCCUCUACAACAAUUUGAUAUACGGUGCACUGACGCAUCUUGCUGAAUUGAUUGGUGGAGACAGUUGGGAGAACUUAGUCAAGACACAUCUUUUUGAUCCAAUCGGUAUGAACUCUUCUUCCUUUUUGACAACAGCUGAUUUUGAGAAGAUUGACUUAGCUAAAGGGUAUAUUGAAUAUUAUGGUGAUCUGAAACCUGUUCCAUUUGAAUUUUCCAGACGAUGGGCAGACUUGUGUGGUUCCGGUUGUGUAUUGUCAUCGGCACGUGAUAUGGCAAAAUGGAUGAAAUUCUAUCUGGAUGAAGGGAAACUAGCUAAUGGCACAAUACUUAUUUCGAAAGAUGCAUUUAAAGAUUUAACAAGACCAGAAAAUAUCAUUGCGACAACCUAUACGUCGUCCUACUUUACUAAACCAAAAGUUCCUGUAACAACAAGUAAUACAGGAUAUGCCCUGGGAUGGAGAACUGGACACUACAGAGGAUACAAAAUGCUGGAACAUUCUGGAACAACGUUUGGUUACAGAGCACUACUUUCCGUUUUCCCCACUGCUGACCACCUUGCCAUUUAUACUGCAAUGACUGGAAAUGAUCCUAGUUAUUUGUACAGACAAACCUUGCACAAUGUAAUAUUUGAUAUAGUUAUGGGUUAUAAACCAUGGUUAAACUCAUCAACAAUUUGCUCCUAUCCAAGACCAUGGUUAAAUGCAAAAGUCAAAUCUUUGAAGCCAAGGUACAGCAAGCAAAGGAAACCUUCGCGUCAGAUUACUGAUUUCUAUGGAAUAUACAAGAAUCAUGCUUAUGGAAAUCUUGAAGUGAAAAAACACAAGGAUAGAAAUAAACUAACAGUGGUUUAUGGUUUUAGUAACUUCGUUUUGUAUCCUAAAAACAAAACAGAUGAAUUUUAUGGUGAGUCUAUCGGGACUACGGCACACAUAUUCAACUUCUACUCAUUUAAAUUCAGUUUUGAAAAUAAAACUGUCAAAUUGGAGAUACCCAAUUUUGAAUGGAAAGAUCCUCCAGAGUUUAUUAGAGCAGAUGAGACCAGUCUAACAAACAAAAGUUGUUUUUUAAAUGCGUCAAAUAAUAUUUGCCUCGUUUUACUUUAUUUAGCAUUUUCAGUGUUGAUACUCUAAUGUGUGUAAAUGAACAACGUUAAUGUUUUCAUCUUUCUUUAAUAAAUGUUCAAAAUGUCAA